Molecule: messenger RNA, 2154 nt
Organism: Clonostachys rhizophaga
Lineage: Eukaryota; Fungi; Ascomycota; Sordariomycetes; Hypocreales; Bionectriaceae
Source: the annotation of a GenBank genome assembly
AUGGAGGCCAUCAAGCAGACGUUUGCCGCCUGCAAGGCGCAAAACCGAUCUGCCCUUGUCACAUAUGUUACCGCCGGUUAUCCUCGCCCAGAAGACACGCCAGAGAUUCUCCUAGCUUUGGAGAGGGGAGGUGCUGAUGUGCUUGAGCUCGGUGUGCCUUUCACCGACCCAAUUGCCGAUGGCCCAACAAUUCAGACCGCCAACACUGUAGCGCUACAGCAUGGUGUCACAAUCGAGUCCUCGCUCGAGAUAGUCAAGACAGCCAGGAGCCGAGGUCUCAAGGCCCCCGUGAUUUUCAUGGGCUACUACAACCCGCUCCUGAACUACGGCGAGGAGCGUCUGCUGAAGGACUGCCAAGAUGCUGGUGUUAAUGGCUUCAUUGUUGUCGACCUGCCGCCCGAGGAGGCUGUGUCCUUCCGCAAGCUCUGCUCCAAGGGAAGCCUAUCAUAUGUACCGCUCAUCGCCCCCGCGACCUCAGACGCUCGAAUGAAGAUUCUUUGCCAGCUGGCCGAUUCUUUCAUCUACGUCGUCUCCAGACAGGGCGUCACUGGCGCCACGGGAACUCUCAACGCCAAUCUGCCUGACCUCCUUGAGCGCGUCAAGAAAUACAGCGGAAACAAGCCCGCUGCCGUCGGAUUCGGCGUCAGCACUCGCGAGCACUUCCUCAGCGUAGCCUCCCUGGCCGACGGAGUGGUUGUCGGUAGCCAGAUCGUCACCACCCUGCAAAAGGCAAAGGAUGGAGAAGGAUUCAGCGAUGUCGAGAAGUACUGCGCCUACCUUUGCGGCCGCGACUCUCCCGAUGGCAAGACCCGUGAGGUCGGCAUUGUAGAAGCCAUCGCCGCUGCUAAAGAGCCCCAAGGAGACAACGUCACCGUCAACGAAACCGUAACCGACGAGGACCUAGCGGCCGCCGAUAAAGAUCUCGUUGCUCAGCUCGCAGCCCUGCAUGGCAAGAUCCCCGACCGCUUCGGUGAGUUUGGUGGUCAAUUCGUGCCUGAGAGUUUGAUGGACUGUCUCUCCGAGCUGGAGGAUGGCUUCAACAAGAUCAAGGACGACCCCAAGUUCUGGGAGGAAUACCGCUCGUACUACGACUACAUGGGCCGGCCCGGCAGACUCCAUCUUGCUGAGCGCUUGACCGAGUAUGCUGGCGGUGCCAACAUCUGGCUCAAGCGUGAGGAUCUGAACCACACCGGAAGCCACAAGAUCAACAACGCUCUUGGACAGCUGCUGCUGGCCAGAAGACUGGGCAAGACCAAGAUCAUUGCUGAGACCGGUGCUGGACAGCAUGGUGUCGCCACUGCCACUGUCUGUGCCAAAUUCGGCAUGGAGUGCACUAUCUACAUGGGAGCUGAGGACGUUCGCCGACAGGCUCUCAACGUCUUCCGCAUCCGGCUCUUGGGAGCCAAGGUCAUCGCCGUCGAGGCCGGUACUAAGACCCUUCGUGACGCCGUCAACGAGGCUCUCCGUGCCUGGGUUACUGAACUCGAUACCACCCACUACAUCAUCGGAUCAGCCAUCGGCCCCCACCCAUUCCCCACCAUUGUCCGUACUUUCCAGUCCAUCAUCGGCGAGGAGACCAAGAAGCAGAUGCAGGAGAAGCGAGGCAAGCUCCCCGAUGCUGUCGUCGCCUGCGUCGGAGGUGGCAGCAACGCCGUGGGCAUGUUCUACCCCUUCUCCAACGACCCCAGCGUCAAGCUUCUAGGUGUUGAAGCCGGCGGCGACGGUGUCGACACCAACCGCCACAGCGCAACCCUCUCCGGCGGCUCCAAGGGUGUCUUGCACGGUGUACGGACAUAUGUCCUCCAGGACAAGCACGGCCAGAUCCAGGACACCCACUCCGUCUCGGCUGGACUGGACUACCCCGGUGUUGGUCCCGAGCUCAGUCAGUGGAAGGAUAACGAGCGAGCCAAGUUCAUCGCCGCAACAGAUGCCGAGGCCUUCCAGGGAUUCCGUCUCAUCAGCCAGCUCGAGGGUAUCAUCCCCGCGCUGGAAACUGCUCACGGUAUUUACGGUGCCAUCGAGCUAGCCAAGACGAUGAAGAAGGACGAAGACGUUGUCAUCUGCCUCAGCGGCCGUGGAGACAAGGACGUCCAGAGCGUGGCUGAGGAGCUGCCCAAGCUCGGCCCUCAAAUUGGAUGGGAUCUGAGAUUCUAA